Pungitius pungitius (ninespine stickleback) is the source of this 802-nucleotide messenger RNA. Its product is annotated as microsomal glutathione S-transferase 1-like. NCBI's taxonomy places the organism in Eukaryota, Metazoa, Chordata, Actinopteri, Perciformes, Gasterosteidae. The transcript has 5 exons. Gene Ontology annotation, molecular function: glutathione transferase activity. Gene Ontology annotation, cellular component: membrane; mitochondrion. The coding region runs from base 166 to 621 and encodes 151 amino acids. The record is from RefSeq and is a predicted model, not a curated record.
AUGAGCCUCUCAGAGUAUUCUUACCACAAGGUUGUUUAAAUGGAAGCUCAAGGAAAACGUUGACCCACAUGGACUCCUCUCCCAAUAAGAUGAUUUUGUCUGAGCAGAGAUAGGCACAGACUUGCUCCUUUUCUGCAGACUCGCCACACUUUUAAACCAGCAACGAUGGCAAAGCUGAUAGAAGAUGAGGUUUUUAUGGCUUUUGCCACCUAUUCAACAAUUGUCAUUCUGAAGAUGAUGCUGAUGUCCCCCAUGACGGCAUUCUUCCGCUUGACCAGGGGGGCUUUUGCAAAUGAGGAAGACGUGGCCUUAAAGCCUGUAGAGGAGAGGAAGAAGCUGCUCAUAACUCACACCGAUGUAGAGAGAGUUCGAAGAUGUCACCAGAACGAUCUUGAGAACAUUAUUCCCUUUGUAUUGAUCGGCCUGCUUUAUGCUCUCACUGGACCGAAGCUCUCAGCCGCUCUGCUUCACUUCCGCAUUUUUGCCGGGUGUCGGAUCUUUCACACCAUCGCCUACAUCUGCGUUCUGCCUCAGCCCAGCAGAGGACUGUCCUGGGUAGUGGGAAUGCUGGUCACCUUCUCCAUGGCUUACAGGGUGCUCAGUGAAGUUCUCGUGCUUUAGAGACAAUACUGUUUAAGAGGUUGGUAAAAUUCCUACAUGACUCCUGCUUUCUCAGCUAACUCUGGCUCAAGCUGUCUAUGAGCUUGAUCAUGAAACAUCAUUUGUGGUUUGUGAUUGUAUUCUCUGAAAUGAUGUUGUCUAAUGUGAUAAAUAAACUUUCACAUUAGCUUUGUCUCUUUUU